Cyanidioschyzon merolae strain 10D is the source of this 1380-nucleotide messenger RNA. Its product is annotated as sigma subunit for chloroplast RNA polymerase. Gene Ontology annotation, biological process: DNA-templated transcription initiation; regulation of DNA-templated transcription. The transcript has a single exon. Gene Ontology annotation, molecular function: DNA-binding transcription factor activity. The record is from RefSeq and is a predicted model, not a curated record. Lineage: Eukaryota; Rhodophyta; Bangiophyceae; Cyanidiales; Cyanidiaceae. The coding region runs from base 1 to 1380 and encodes 459 amino acids.
AUGUUUCUCAGUUGGGCACGCGUCUCGAGUCUUAAGCGGCAGGUUGCUGCGCGGGUCUGUCCCGUUUCGCGGGUUGCGCGGGGCCACGCAGUGAUGACCCCGCACAUGAAGGUUACCCCGCUGGGGUCCUUGCCGGAGUCGCUGCGCUCGUUGUCGACGUUGGUUUCGGUGCCAAAUGUUCCUGUUAUCAAGGACGAGAACAAGGUGCUUGCUCAAGAAGAAGAUCUUGAGAAGGUCGAAGUUGACGAGCUAGAGGAGCCGACGAGCGCGGCGAAGAAGCCUCGACGUCGAACGAAUCACACGACGACCUGUGCAGCCACGGCCUAUGUCCGAGAGAUCUGUAAGUUGGACCGCAUCUCUGACGAGGAGGUUGCGCGUUUGUCGCGAGCCACGCAGGACUACUGCGCGCUGUUGAAACAACGUGACGAGCUCCGGAACACCCUGGGGCGUGAGCCUACAAACGCAGAGUGGGCGGCUGCAGUUGAUGCGCCCGAAGAGGAAAUCCAGCAGCGGGUGGAACGUGGACGGAGGGCGCGUGAACGUCUUGUCGCAGCAAACUUGCGUUUAGUUCUAGCAAUAGCCAAUCGUUACAAGUCUCGGGCAGUAGUGCGCUCUGCCUGGCGGUCCAAGACGAAGAGCGGAAUAGAGGUGCCCGCUCAUGAACGAGUGCGACUUCAGAGGCAGCAUAACAUUUUUCUCGGCGAUCUCAUUCAGGAGGGAGCCAUUGGCCUCAUCCGCGCGGCGGAGAAGUUCGAUCCCUCCAAAGGUUUCAAGUUCUCAACCUACGCGACUUGGUGGAUCAGGCAGGCAAUCCAGCGGUGUGUGUCUGAGCACUCACGCACGAUCCGCUUACCCAAUCAUGUGACUGAAUCAUUGCGACAGAUUUAUCGGACGAGGGCCCGCUUGCAACACGUUUUGAAGAGACCACCAACGGACGAGGAAGUCGCUGAGGCAUGCAAUAUGACACUGAAACGUCUGAAGAAGAUCACGCAACACGCCUGGGAAACGCAGACCCUUAGUCUAGAGGGGCCACCAAGCACUGAGGCCCAGAGUCUCUACAAGGCACAGCAGGGAGAGGCGCCGCUCUCCAUUGGCAGCGUCAUAGAGGCCACAGAGGAGACACCCGAGGAGGCUCUGGAGCGGAGCUGUAUGCGUGAAGAUGUCGAGUGCGUGUUGCGCACCCUUCCGUUCCAGGAACGCGAGAUUCUUCGUUUGAGGUACGGCAUUUCGGAUGACGAACGUCCGCACUCCGCGGAGGAACUCAGUGCAAGGUUCAAGUUACCAGUUCACACGAUUCGCCUGAUUGAGUCACGAGCUCUGCGAAAGUUGCGUCAUCCAAGUUUGACCGCGAUGCUUCGCGAGUAUGUGAAUAUUCUUUGA